AUGGAUCAGCAGAAAUUUCUCCAGCAGUUGGCCAUUGUUCUUGAUCCCAAGAAAGGCAAUGUCAAAACUGCAACCAAUAUCCUCCAGAAUGAAUUUUACAAGCAGCCCGAGUCCCUACUCUUCCUAGUCCAACUCAUCAUCUCCCACGACAGCACCGAACUCAAGCAACUCGCUGCUACCCAAGCCAAACCUCUAGUCUCCAAGCACUGGACCAAGAUUUCCCCCGAGCAGCGGGAACAUGCACGCAAUCAACUUUUCCAGGCAACAUUGUCCGAGUCCUCUUCCCUCGUUCGACACUCUGCCUCUCGUUUAAUCAGUGCUAUUGCAAAGAUUGACCUGGAUGACGGCGAAUGGCCAGAGUUACCAGGAUUACUACAACAGGCCGCAACGAGCACAAAAGCAGCCGAACGUGCAGUGGGUGUCUAUGUUCUAUACAGCAUUCUCGAGACCAUUGGCGAUGGUUUCAGUUCCAAAUUCAAAGAACUCUUUGCCCUCUUCAGUAAAACCAUAAGAGAUCCUGAGAGCUUGGAGGUUCGAGUCAACACCAUGCUCGCAAUUUCCAAAAUGGCCAUGGUGGUUGACGCAGAGGAAGACCACUCUUCGAUCAAAUCGUUUCAGAACAUCUUCCCUGAUAUGGUUGCAGUGCUCAAAGACACCAUUGACUCGGGAAAAGAUGACUACAUCAUGUUGACCUUUGAGGUUUUCAACACUCUAUUGACAGCCGAGUAUCAAUUACUCUCCAAACAUUUCCAAGAUCUCGUGGCUUUCAUGACUCAACUAGCCACCAACACUGAAGCGGCAGACGAAACAAGAACUCAAGCCAUUAGCUUUCUCAUGCAGUGCGUGGUGUACAGACGACUUCGAGUCCAGGGUGCCAAGAUGGGCGAGCCACUGACCAAGAGCAUGCUUCAAGUCAUUACCGAGAUCGAUGAUGCUUCGGCUGAUGACGAUGAUAUCACUCCAGCCCGCUCAGCCUUGGGUUUGAUUGAUACCAUGGCACAGAGCCUACCCGCAAGUCAAGUUGUCGUCCCCAUCCUCGAUGUUCUACCACAGUACUCCAAGAGUCAAAAUCCUAAAUACCGUCAAGCUGGUAUUCUAGCCCUCGGAUUCGUUGUUGAGGGCGCUCCCGACUUUUUAAGUACACAACUGAGUUCGGUGCUUCCACUUCUGUUCACCUUGCUCGAGGAUUCCGAAGUCACCGUCCGACAAGCAGCUCUUCAAACGACAGCCCGACUCGCUGAUGACCUGCCCGACGACAUCACAAAACAACACGAAAGACUCAUACCCCUUUUGGUGAAGAACCUAACAGCAGCUAUGAGCAUCUAUAAUGGCGAGGAAGAAGGACCCGCCAUCGACAUCAUGAAGUCCGCUACAAGUGCCAUUGAUGCAGUUGUUGAUGGCAUGGAUGCUGGUGAUGCCGUCUCAUACUUGGACCAGAUCGCACCACUGUUGCAAAAGUUGUUCAAGCACCCGGAUUCCAAAAUCAAGGCUCUGGCCGCUGGCGCGCUUGGGUCAUUGGCCUCUACAGUGGAGGCACCUUUCCUGCCAUACCUUGCCGAUUCCAUGAACGCAAUGCAGGAGUUCAUCACAAAGAAAGAAAGCGAAGAGGAACUCGAACUACGUGCCAGCUGCACAGACGCCAUGGGCGAGUUUGCCGUGGCUGUUGGUGCGGCUGAAUUCAAAAACUAUGUUCAUCCUCUGAUGCAAACUAGUGACGAAGCCCUACAAUUAGACCAUUCCAGAUUGAAAGAGAGCACUUACAUUCUCUGGGGAUCUCUCGCCAAGGUGUAUGAGGAAGAUUUCUCUCCAUUCCUCGGAGGCGUCGUCAAAGGUCUUUUUGACUGUGUCGAUCAAGAAGAAGCCGAUCUCGAAGUUGAACUUGGUGACAGUGCAAAAGAUCUCCUUGGAAAGGAGGUCACCAUCGCUGGACGCAAAGUCAAGGUCGCUGCCGCCGAUAGUGACAGUGAUGACGAUGCCGAAGAUGGUGAUAUUGAAGAUGUGGAUAUUGAUGAGGACGAUGACAGUGACUGGGGCGAUCUUGCAACCGUCACCCCGAUUGCGCUCGAGAAAGAGAUUGCUAUAGAGGUCAUUGGUGAUGUCGUUUCCAACACAAAGACUGCAUUCUUGCCCUACUUCGAAAAGACGGUCGAAAAGCUCCUUCCACUGGUUGAGCACAAUUACGAAAACGUGCGCAAAGCAACUCUCAGCACUUUACAUCGAGCUUAUGCCGCGCUCUACGAUAUUUCUGAAGAAUCUGGGCAGCUACCAAAAUGGAAAGCUGGUCUACCACUCCAGGUUGAGCCAACACAAGAACUGCAGAAGUUUGGUGAAAUUCUGAUGGCUGCUACCCUAAAUGUGUGGCCAGAAGAAGAAGACGCAGCCACUGUUACCGAAAUAUCGCGAGCCCUUUCCGAGAACCUCAAGAUGACCGGACCUGCACUACUCUCCUGUCCUGAUGUCCUGACCAAGAUCGUUCAAACCGUCACUGAUCUUAUCACGAAGCAACAUGCAUGCCAAAUUGAUGCAGCAGAAGGUGCUAUGGACGAGGAGGAUCUUGAAGGCACAGAGAUGGAGUGGGUCAUCGUCGACAGUGCAAUGGAUGUCAUUUCUGGUCUCGCCGCUGCUUUGGGACCAAACUUUGGUGAGCUGUGGAAGAUCUUCGAGAAACAAGUCCUCCGAUAUGCUAGUGGUGCUGAAUCUCUCGGCCGAGCUUCAGCCUGUGGCGUCUUAGCAGAGACCAUCACCGGCAUGGAGGGCGCAGUUACCCCAUACACAUCAUCGAUCAUGACCAUUCUGUUGAAGCGCUUGGGUGACGAAGACAACCAGACAAAGUCAAAUGCUGCAUACGCCAUAGGCCGAUUGGUAGAAAAGUCGAAUGACGAUGCGACCGUUCUCAAAGCAUACCCGCAGAUCCUCUCGAAACUCGAGGGCGUUCUUCAUGUCACAGAAGCACGGUGUAUGGAUAACGCUGCAGGCUGCGUCUCACGGUUGAUUCUCAAGCAUAAGAAUAAGGUUCCUGUUUCUCAAGUUCUGCCAGUCCUGGUCGAAAGCGGUAUCCUUCCCCUGAAGGACGAUUACCAGGAGAAUGAGCCUGUAUGGAAGAUGAUUAUCCAGUUAUACCGUGAUCAAGAUGAAACGGUCCAGCGACUGACACCCAAGUUGGCACCUAUCAUGGUCAGCGUGCUAGGCGAGCCCGAGGAGCAAUUGACCGAAGAAGUUCGUGAGCAAUUACAAGCCUUGGUUGAGCAUCUGAAGAGCAUCCACUGA
This is a messenger RNA of Exophiala bonariae, 3267 nucleotides long. RefSeq lists its product as uncharacterized. Gene Ontology annotation, biological process: protein import into nucleus. Gene Ontology annotation, molecular function: nuclear import signal receptor activity; small GTPase binding. Lineage: Eukaryota; Fungi; Ascomycota; Eurotiomycetes; Chaetothyriales; Herpotrichiellaceae. Gene Ontology annotation, cellular component: nucleus; cytoplasm. The transcript is spliced from 2 exons. The record is from RefSeq and is a predicted model, not a curated record. Bases 1 to 3267 code for a protein of 1088 amino acids.